GACAAUUCAGCAGGCGAAGUCCAAAGUUCAGCUUCAGCUGUCUUCCGAGAAGAUACUAGGCAGACAGCUGAGAGACAUGAUGUUUUCGCUAGCUAUAGCGUCUGCUCCCGGGUGGACGGCCAUUUUCCUUUUGUUCGCUACGCUGUGCGCGCUCUUUUCCCCAGCUGUUAUGGUGAAGCACGAAAACUUCAAGAAGUGCGACCAAUCCGGCUUCUGCAAACGCAAUCGAUUAUACGCUGACACGGCCGCGGCUGCCUCAUCCUGGACCGCGCCGUAUUCACUCGAUCCUACCUCGAUCAAGUUCAACGAUGGCCAAUUGUCGGGGGUAAUACUGAAGAGCCUGGGUGGAGGCCAGGAGCAUGUCAAGCUCCCGCUUACGGUGACAUUUCUCGAGUCUGGCGUUGCGCGCGUAACCCUAGACGAGGAGAAGCGGCAGAAGGGUGAUAUUGCACUGAGGGGAGACAGCAAGGCGAGGAAGGAGAGGUAUAAUGAAGCUGGAAGCUGGGCUCUGGUCGGUGGUUUGGAGGUCGCUAAGGGUGCAGCUUUGAGCGAGAAGGUGGAGAAGGGGUAUACCAAGGUUUACUAUGGCCAGGGCGGGAGGCAUGAGGCCGUGAUUCGGCAUGAUCCUUUUAGUGUUGAUUUUAAGAGGGAUGGAGAGACUCAGGUCAGGUUCAAUGAACGGGGCCUGCUGAAUAUGGAACAUUGGAGACCAAAGAUCGAGAAGCCGGUUGAGGAAAAGCAGGAGGGCGAGGAACAGAAGGAGGAGGACGAGCAGAAGAAGGAGGACGAGGACGAGCAGGAAAAGAAGAUAGAGGAGCCGAAAGGUGAAGAUGAAACUACGUGGUGGGAUGAGAGCUUCGGUGGUAAUACCGAUUCCAAGCCGAGAGGCCCCGAGGCUGUCGCACUGGAUAUCUCGUUCCCUGGCUAUGAGCAUGUUUUUGGCAUCCCUGAACAUGCUACCGGCUUGUCUUUGAAGACCACAAGGGGCGGCGAAGGUAACUACAACGAGCCAUACCGAUUGUACAACGCAGACGUCUUCGAGUAUGAAAUAGACAGUCCCAUGACUCUCUAUGGAUCUAUUCCAUUGAUGCAGGCUCACCGUAAGGGCUCUACAGUCGGUGUUUUCUGGAUGAACGCCGCCGAGACCUGGGUCGAUGUCGUCAAGUCUAAGGCCACUGCAAACCCGCUUAGCUUAGGCGUGAAGGGACACACCGAUACUCAAACUCACUGGAUCUCGGAGAGUGGUCUUUUGGAUGUCUUCGUCUUCCUUGGCCCCACCCCUCAGGACCUCACGCGCCAAUAUGGUGAAUUGACCGGGUUCACUGCCAUGCCGCAAUCUUUCGCCAUCGCUUACCACCAAUGUCGGUGGAACUACGUCACUGAUACAGACGUCAUGGACAUCGACCGCAAAUUCGACAAGUUCAAGAUUCCAUACGAUGUCAUCUGGCUCGACAUCGAGUACACUCACGAGAAGAAGUACUUCACCUGGGACCCGUUGGCUUUCGUGAACCCCAAGAAGAUGCAUAAGCACCUCGGCAAGCGGGGUAGGAAGCUGGUAGCUAUUAUUGACCCUCAUAUCAAAAACACUGACAACUAUCCAGUUGUUGACGAAAUGAAGAAGAAGGACCUGGCUGUCAAGAACAAGGAUGGUAAUCAAUACGAGGGUUGGUGCUGGCCAGGAUCUUCUUACUGGGUCGACUGUUUUAACCCCGCCGCUAUUACCUGGUGGAAAGGGUUGUUCAAGUAUGAUAGCUUCAAGGGUACUGCACCUAAUACCUUCAUCUGGAACGAUAUGAACGAACCGUCGGUUUUUAACGGCCCUGAGACAACCAUGCCUAAGGACAACUUGCACUUUGGUAACUGGGAGCACCGAGAUGUCCACAAUCUGAAUGGCAUGACCUUCCACAAUGCGACCUACGAAGCCCUGCUCGAGCGCAAGAAGGGCGAGAUCCGCCGUCCAUUUGUCUUAACCCGCUCAUUCUACUCUGGAAGCCAGCGUAUCGGUGCUAUGUGGACUGGUGACAACUUGGCUGAAUGGUCUCACCUGGAAGCCUCCCUUCCUAUGGUAUUGAACCAAGGUAUCUCUGGGUUCCCAUUCGCCGGUGCUGACGUAGGAGGAUUCUUCGGUAAUCCAUCAAAAGAACUCCUUACCCGGUGGUAUCAGGCUGGUAUCUACUAUCCCUUCUUCCGCGGUCAUGCUCAUAUUGAUACCCGACGUCGCGAGCCUUACGUUCCCGGCCCGCCAUACACUGGUAUCAUCACACAAGCCCUGAGACUGCGCUACCAGCUUCUUCCAGCUUGGUAUACUGCCUUCCACGAAGCUGCCACCACUGGCGCACCCAUCGUCCGACCAAACUUCUACAUCCACCCAGAAGACGAGAAAGGCUUCGCAGUCGACGAUCAACUCUACAUCGGUUCGACCGGGCUCCUUGCCAAGCCCGUCACCAAGGAAGGCGCUGACAGCGUCUCCAUUUACAUUGCCGACUCCCAACCCUACUACGACUACUUCGACUACACUCUCUACCAGGGCCCCGGCCACCACACAGUCCCCGCACCCCUUGAAAAAAUCCCGCUCCUCAUGCAAGGCGGUCACAUCAUCCCACGCCGCGACCGUCCGCGCCGCAGCUCUGGGCUUAUGAAAUUCGACCCCUUCACUCUCGUCAUCGUGCUCGAUAACGCUGGAAACGCUGAAGGCAGCAUAUACGUCGACGACGGCGAGACGUUUGACUACAAACUCGGCGCUUACAUCCAUCGGCGAUUUAGCUUCGAUGGAGGGAGAAACGCACUAACGUCUGUGAAUGUUGGGACGAAGGGUCCAAAGACAGACGCUUAUCUUAAGACUAUGACGAAGGUGCGAGUGGAGAAGGUGAUCAUUGUGAGCGCACCGAAGGAGUGGAAGGGGAAGAAGGAGGUUGUGGUGAGUGAGGAGGGGGCGAAGGAGAGUGCGAGAAGGAAGAAGGUGGCGUUCUCGUAUCAUGAAGGGAGUGGGAAAACGGCUGCUUGGGCGGUGGUCAGGGAUCCGAAGGUGGGGAUUGGGAAGGGGUGGAAGAUUGAUUUUUCGUGAGGGGUGGAGGGAGAGAUGGUUGGUCGGUGGUGGUCGUUGGUGGCUCUCGAAAAAUACCAGGGUAGAUAGCAUGUAUGGGUGUUGAAGAUGAAGGAGGAUGUAAAUGUAGACUAGAUAGACCUUGCUUGCUACUUGGAAU
This is a messenger RNA of Lindgomyces ingoldianus, 3203 nucleotides long. RefSeq lists its product as uncharacterized. Gene Ontology annotation, biological process: N-glycan processing; carbohydrate metabolic process. The transcript has 3 exons. Bases 77 to 3064 code for a protein of 995 amino acids. Gene Ontology annotation, cellular component: glucosidase II complex. Gene Ontology annotation, molecular function: carbohydrate binding; alpha-glucosidase activity. Lineage: Eukaryota; Fungi; Ascomycota; Dothideomycetes; Pleosporales; Lindgomycetaceae. The record is from RefSeq and is a predicted model, not a curated record.